Molecule: messenger RNA, 2203 nt
Organism: Leucoraja erinaceus (little skate)
Lineage: Eukaryota; Metazoa; Chordata; Chondrichthyes; Rajiformes; Rajidae
Gene: rnf126
Product: ring finger protein 126
Exons: 9
Coding region: 73-999 (308 amino acids)
Biological process (GO): protein ubiquitination
Cellular component (GO): cytoplasm
Molecular function (GO): ubiquitin protein ligase activity
Source: RefSeq, a predicted model, not a curated record
GGGCGUGUGAAGUCACACGCUGACGCGCACGGGCACCCGUACUAUACGUCACUGUGGCCGACCUACGUGAAUAUGGCGGAGGCUUCCUCACAGCCGCGCUACUUCUGCCACCGCUGCUCGGCCGAGAUUCUCCCCCGCCUGCCGGAAUACACCUGUCCAAGAUGUGACUCUGGUUUUAAGAACUUAAAUGCUGAAAAUGGCUCGAAUUCAACAGCUUCCACAAGUGACCAGACUCGGCAGUUAUUUGAGGGUUUAGACCAGCACUUGCUUUCCUUACCGCAAGGAAGCUAUGGACAGUUUACAUUUGGUAUUUUGGAUGAUCCCUUUGAUCCCUUUUCCUUUGGGACAAAUCAUACCUCAGAAGAAAACAGAGACUCUGAAAGCAGGAGGGAGCGGGAGCACCAGUCACGUCCGCGGUAUAGUUCCAGGCAAUCCCGAGCACCCCGCUUCCCGUCACGGCGGCCUACAACACGGAAUGAAGGAGUGCCAACUCUUGAAGGAAUAAUUCAGCAAUUGGUCAAUGGAAUCAUUGCGCCCACAGCAGUGCCACAUUUAGGAUUGGGUCCAUGGGGUGUCUUGCACUCAAAUCCAAUGGAUUACGCAUGGGGAGCCAAUGGUUUGGACACGAUCAUUACACAGCUGCUGAAUCAAUUUGAAAAUACUGGCCCGCCUCCUGCUGACAAAGAAAAAAUCAAAACUCUUCCCACUGUUCAAAUAACAGAUGAACAUGUAGGUUCUGGUGUAGAAUGCCCCGUGUGUAAAGAAGACUACAGUGUUGGAGAAACAGUUAGGCAACUCCCAUGCAACCAUUUAUUCCACAAUGACUGUAUAAUACCUUGGCUAGAAAUGCAUGACACUUGUCCAGUCUGUCGAAAAAGCUUAAGCGGGCAAAACACAGCAACAAAUCCUCCUGAUUUAUCAAGGAUGAACUUUUCCUCAUCAUCAUCCUCCUCUGCCUCAAGUUCACCAAGUAACGACAAUUCAACAAACAAUUCCUGAACUAUUUUUUAAAGACAGCAUCCAAGGCUACUGUUUUCAUAAUGCAACAGUGUUUGAUGACUACCGUGACACAUUUUAUAAUUUAAAUUAUUGUAUUAUGCAUGGCGCAAAGAAAGCCAGAGUAAAUGGAGAUUCUUAACCAAGAACUCUUUUCUAAAAAUGUCAACUCAAACAUGAAUACCCACUUUUUUCCAUAUUGACUUGUUUUAUAGAUCUAACUUGCGGGACCGAUUUAAAACAUUUCUUAUUGACAAGCUGCUAUGUUUUAUUUUAUUUCAUCUCACUGUGGGUAGACGAACCCCGUGUGCACAUUGCUGUGAUCAUACUGCUGUGAAUUAUUUUAAGCAGUGGAAGAAUUCUGCUGUUCCUUUGCAAACAUAUUUGAAGCUUUAACCAUCGUAAUGCAUUUUAAAGUUAACUCAGCUGUUGGAUAUCUGGGUAUUUUCAUUUCAUUUUAUAGUCCUUGGUUUUGUUUUUCUCAUACUAAAAAGGGAUUAUUUUUUCAAAAGUAUCUUUUUAUUGGAUUGGCCAUUUUAUAGUUGCUGUGGAAAGCUCUGCCGGACACAACACCAUCCCAUUUUUUAUUCAGUAGAAAGUGGGGCAAUGUUUGCUUCAGAUUAAAUCGAAGGGCAUGUGUGUAUGGGGUAUGCAAAUAUAUUUGAAAAUGUAUCUUAAAACAUUGAAGUGAUGAUUACAUAUCUGCUGAAAAUGAUUUUUAAAUCAGUUCUUGCUGUCUUUAAAUCUGAAAAUAUUUAAAUCAUGGAAGAACUAUAAAUGCCUCUAUUGACUUAAUUUGAAGUGGUUUAAGAUGCAGUCCAGCAACAUUUAUUAAUCAGCGCCUGGCCUGUCUAUCAUCUGUCACUUACUGUAUAUGUAGAAAACCAGACUGGCUUACUUUGUAAGCUUGGGUUUCCUGGUAAGAUACAAAAUCUAAAGAUGUGCCCAAUGGUAUGCUUGUCAGUAGGUAACACAUAGUGUACAGGAAUGUGAUACAAGCAAAUACCCAGUAAACUUGGGGCAUUUACUAAGUUUGUUAAUAUUGUAUCGCCAUCAAUUGUAUACAUGUCAGUGAAUAAUCAUUACAUUUUUAAAAACUGCUUUGUCCUUGACUCUUUGCACCUGAGCAGCAUUUUCUUGAAAGGCACCAACCUAAUUGAUCAAUGAUAUGAAACUUCCCACUUUAAUCAUUAAAAUGACAGAACAU